Molecule: messenger RNA, 1702 nt
Organism: Fomitopsis serialis
Lineage: Eukaryota; Fungi; Basidiomycota; Agaricomycetes; Polyporales; Fomitopsidaceae
Exons: 3
Coding region: 193-1506 (437 amino acids)
Molecular function (GO): protein binding
Source: RefSeq, a predicted model, not a curated record
GACAAUCUUACCAUUCUCAGCUCUCUCAGGUUAUCGAGCUGACGAGUGCGCGCUCAGUGCCAGACCAUACGGAGCAAACACACGGUUACAGCCGGAAUGCGGUAAGCUUCAAGUUGUCUUCUAUUGUUCGUCGAAAUGUAGGCGUCGCUGCUACCACCGCGUCCCCGUCGCUGCCGCACCCUCGUAAUCAGCAUGCGUCGAGGCUUUUUACUAAACAAGUCUCUCAGCGACGAGGGCAAGUCUGGCCGUCAGCCAGUGUCAUCUGCCUCGAAGCCGCUGAACAAGGAGACUGAGCGCGGAGUCCACGGCGAGGCACGCGAGCCUCGAGCCACCGCAGAAGUCGCUCGGGUCCCCAUCCCCGCGAUUCACAUCCCGGCCAUACCACACCAUGAACUUAUAGCCGCCGCGCUCACACUCGGUACGCAGAUCACCCUCCACGUUGUCCAUCUCCCUCUUCCUCCCUCAGAUCUUGCUUACGCCGAGCAUACUACCACCUGCAUCCUCCUCUCCGGCCAAGCCCCCCAGAUUCUCGCAUCACCGGGCUUUCCACGGGAUCCGGCGCGUCCACGUCAUGCGCACCUCUACGACAUCCGCCCGGUCCCUGCGCUACCAGCACCGGAACAAAUCAACACAGAAGUGGAGCUAGGGCUCUUCGCUACCUCCUCCCUGGAGCCAGGCGACCUCAUCCUGAGCGAACGACCGCUCCUCCUCACCCUACGCGCACUCCCCGCGGGCUCCGCGCCCGGCACGAGCGCGGAUGACAUCCUCGAGCGCGCGGCGGAAGCGAUGCCCGCGCGAGAGCGGCGUGCCUUCCUCGCGCUCCGCAACUGCAAAACACACGGCGACCCCCGGCUCUCGCGCGCACGGGGCAUCGUGGCUACGAACGCCCUCGGUAUAGGUUCCCUCCCUGGGCACGCGGGCGACUGCGCGGUCGUGUGCGAGCGGACCUGCCGGGCGAACCACAGCUGCUCCCCGAACGCCGUCGCGCGCUGGGACCUCCCCUCGUUCUCGGUCGAGCUCCGCGCCCGGCGGCCGGUCCGCGCGGGCGAGGAACUGACGAUCUCCUACCUCCCCGACUUGACCCUCCCCCGCGCAGCGCGCGUCGACCUCCUCCGCGCGUCCUACGCGUUCACCUGUGCGUGUACUGCGUGCGCCCUCUCGGGUGCCGCCCGCACGCGGAGCGACGCGCGCCGGGCGCUCCUUGCGCGACAGCGUUCGCUCGGGUACGACGACGCGCGGUUCGCGGGGUGGUUGAGGGAGGGUGCGGGCGAGCGGGUCGUCGCAGCGUGCGAAAGCGUGAUGGCUCUGAUCGACGAGGAGGGCUGUGUCGAGGAUGGGGUGUGGGCCGUGGGCCUGCAUUGGUUGUGCAGGGCGUAUUGCGCGCUGGGGCGGGAUGAGGAGGCGAGGGCGUGUGCGCGGCGCGCGACGGGGCUGGCGAGGGCGUUCACGGGAGGAGACGGUGGGUGGGCGAGGGUAGCGGAGGAUCCGCGGAUGACGGAGAACUGAUAUUGUCAGACUUUGUUGCGACGUCUGGAAGCGAGUGGGUAUUGAGGCUGCUUGGAGACGUGAGCUCGAACGCCAUAUGUACCUAUCUCGAGACGUAUGCCAGCGUGGCUAUGAGUAUUUCGUCGGGGUGUGUGGAGGUUCUCGGCCUUCUACGGUGUCAACAGAAGUCAUAUGAACACCAUGAACAGUGGCAUCA